AUGACACCCCCCACCCCUGCCACCGGUGCAGAACAGCUCCUCCCGACCCUUCUUGACCGGCGUGCGGCGGAAGAUCCAGGCGGAAUCUUCGCCAAAGUGCCCUGGUCGCCGACUUCCACCUCCUAUGCGGCGGGAUUUCGCUCCGUCACCAACGUCGAACUGGUGAAUGCCAUCAACUUCGUGGCAUGGCAGCUACAAUCCCACUUCGGGCCGGGCAAGGAUUUCCCCUGUAUCACCUACUUGGGACCUUCGGAUCUCCGCUACUCGAUUGUGGUGGUGGCAGCCAUCAAAGCAGGCUACCAGACGUUUUUGCCGUCCCCCAGAAACAGCAAACCCGCCCUCAUCUCUCUCCUUUCACGUCUGCAAUGCCGCCGGUUGGUCGCUACGACCCCGGAGGCACCGGUGGUCCCGACGCUGGUGGAAGACAUCCCUCUGGAUAUUCUCCAUAUCCCUUCACUUCAGGAACUCCUGGACGCGGAGAAUGUGCCGCAUUACCCCUACGUCAAGACGUUCCCGGAUGCAACGGAUGAUCCCAUCUUCAUCUUGCACACUUCAGGCUCCACGGGUAUUCCCAAGCCUUUGUUCUACACCCAUCGUUUUGUCACCGCCAUUGCCACCAACACCGCACUUCCACCCCCUCCCGGCUUUCGUAGUCUCGAUCAAUUCUUUCGGACGGGCAGUUUCUUCAUGACCCUCCCGUCGUUCCAUAUCGCCGGCAUCGGAUUCUCCCUCAUUGUUCCCGCAUUCCACGGUAGCAUUCCCAUCUAUCCGCUACCAACUGCACCUCCUACCACAGACGCAUUGCUGGACGCGGUGCAAAACGUCCAUGUCGACUGGGCUUUUCUCCCCCCCGUCAUGGUGGACGAAUUAGGCAAAACCCCAGCUUUGUUAGACGCGGUGUCGUCCCGUCUCAAAUACGUCUUCUACACCGGCGGCAGUGUCCCCCAAGCGUCUGGAGAUGCCGUCACUGCCAAAAUGGGCGUGUACCAGGUGCUCGGGUCGAGUGAAAAUGCGACAUUCCCUCUUCUCAGAUCAGACCAGGACCCGACGUGCGCGGAUUGGAACUAUGUUCAAAUCCAUCCGGCGGCUCAGGCGGAGUUUCGGCAUCGGUUCGAUGAUCUUCAUGAACUCGUUCUGGUCAAUGCAUCCAAUGCUCCAGGUAGACAGCCCCCGCCCGUCUUUCAGCAUUUCCCCCAUCUGGCCGAGUACGAGACGAGAGACCUCUUCGCUCCUCAUCCGACGAAACCCGGGCUAUGGACACACAAAAGUCGCAUCGAUGAUGUGAUUGUCUUCCUCAAUGGAGAAAAGACAAAUCCGGUCUCAUUCGAACACGAGGUCGUCUCGCACCCACACGUCCGCGCCGCCCUGGUCGGAGGACAGCAACGGUUUGAAGCCUGUCUGCUGGUCGAACCCGUCAGCAACCAGCCGCUCUCGGCCGCGGAGAAGGCGCACUUGAUUGAGAGCAUUUGGCCCACGGUCGAACGGGCCAACGCUCAAUGUCCUGCUCAUGCCCGCAUCGACAAAUCCAAGAUCCUACUGGUCGACCCCCAGAAGCCCCUGCCACGCGCCGGCAAGGGGACGGUUCAACGGCAGGCGGCCAUGGCUCUGUACGCGGAUCAACUGGACCAGCUCUAUGCCGAGGCCGAGCCGACCGAGUCUGAUUCUUUCUCUCAGGGCCAUCGUUAUGACUGGUCUGAUCCCGAAGCCAUCACCACCGCCGUACACGAGACGGUAGAAAAGGUCACCAACUGGAGUCGACUCGAGCCCGACCAUGAGUUUUUUUCCUUGGGCAUGGAUUCGUUGCAAGUGUUGCGGUUGGGCAGAGAGCUCAAGGCCAAACUCGGGCUGUCGUCCAUUGCGACGAGGGACAUCUAUGCACACCCUUCCGUGCAUCUUCUCAGCCAGGAAAUCAUCAAAAUCGCCCAGAGUCGACAUGGACAGGGACCCGCGGCGCCUGACGACAAUGGCCCGCCCGCAUCGGAAUCUCAAUCUCACGCCGAUCAAACAUCCCAAUUACUACAGGUGUACCAGGGGAAAAUCGACCAAAUCGAGAUGGAUAUUGAUGCCGGGGUCUCAAAGCAGCCAACAUCAACAUCGCAGUUGGAACCACAGCCACAGGUCAUUGUUCUCACCGGCUCCACCGGCUCGUUGGGGUCGUGGAUCCUUCACGAGCUGCUCCAGGACGACAGCGUGACGCACAUAUAUUGUUUCAACCGAGCGGUCGACUCGCAGUCCCGGCAGAAAACCCGACAUGAGCAAGAGGGCCUUCCGGUCCAAUUCCCGCCAUCCCGCGUCACCUUUGUGACGGUCGACCUGUCGGCACCGGACUUGGGCCUCGACCUGGCCAUGCUGGACUCGGUGCGGACGACGGUGACGACCAUCAUCCACAAUGCCUGGCCGGUGGAUUUCAACAAAAGCCUGGCCUCGUUCCGACCCAGCCUGGACGGCGUGCUCAAUUUGAUCUCGUUGGCCGCCCGCUCCACCAGGGCACCUGCUCUUUUGUUCGUUUCGUCCAUCAGCGCUGUCGGCAACUACCAAAGGCCUAGCCCUCACGGGCGAGUUGGAGCGGCUGAGACGGUGCCCGAGACGGUCAUUUGGGAUCCCUCCGCCCCCUCCACCAUGGGCUACGGUGAAAGCAAGUACAUUGCCGAACGAAUGCUCGACCAUGCGGCACGCCGGCUUCACCUCGCUGCCGGUGCGGUCCGGGUGGGCCAGAUCGCCGGCACCAGUAAAAGUGAAAACGGAAAUCCUCGAGGUUGGAACCGGAACCAGUGGUUUCCCAGUCUGGUUCUGAGUUCACGCUAUCUGGGUGUGGUGCCUGAAUCGCUUGGGUUGAGAAUCGAUUCCAAGGUAAGUGAAGGUGUAAGUGGGAUUUCGGGUACAAGUGGAAGUACAAAUGAUCUCGACAUCAAGAAUGAAGGUGGUGGAGGUGGUGUCAUGGAUGAAAUCGAUUGGAUUCCCAUCGAUGAGUUGGCUCGAGUCAUUGUCCAGCUUGGUAGCGCGACGGCGACGGCGAAGGCGACGGCCACAGCGGUAGAGUUGGACAACGACAACGAUAACAGCAGCAGUCCUUGGGCCUUGCGUGUAUUUCACGCCGUCAACCCACACGUUGUGUCAUGGCGCGAACUUCUUCCGACGGUGCGAGCCAGUCUGAGCCGGAGCCUGGGGAGUGGGAGUGGGAGUGGGAGUGGGAGUGGGAGUGGGAGUGGGAGUGGGAGUGGGAGUGGGAGUGGGAGUGGGAGUGAAAAUGGACCUAACAGUGAUCCUCAUCCUCAUCCUCAUCCUCAGGCUGCCGAGUCCUUCAAAACUGUCCCAUUUCCGGAAUGGCUUGAUCGUCUUCAGUCGACGGCGAUCACGACCGAGGAGGAACUGGUGGCGAAGAACCCGGCCGUCAAGCUCCUUGACUUUUACACGAGUCUGUUAAGGUCUGAACCCAUGGUCAAGUUGGAUCUGACUUAUACCCUGCAACAAAGCGAGUGGUUGGUCGAGUUGCAGCCGAUCCGGCCGGAGUGGGUGGCGGGAUGGAUUGAGAAUUGGAUAUCUGGGUGA
Messenger RNA from Capronia epimyces CBS 606.96, 3549 nucleotides. RefSeq lists its product as uncharacterized. The record is from RefSeq and is a predicted model, not a curated record. Gene Ontology annotation, molecular function: phosphopantetheine binding. Lineage: Eukaryota; Fungi; Ascomycota; Eurotiomycetes; Chaetothyriales; Herpotrichiellaceae. The transcript is spliced from 4 exons. The coding region runs from base 1 to 3549 and encodes 1182 amino acids.